CGGAAGUGGGGCCACCGGAGAAGCCCGCCACGGGCAUAGUCCUACGUCAACAUUUUACGUUUAAGUACACUCCGAGUCUCUUGGCUAGCUUUUAUAAUUAUACAUUGACACGCUAAAUAAUUAUACAUUGACACGCUAGCUACACUAUCUAUUUAUUUUUUCUUUCAUCCCGUUUAUGGAUUUCUUGGAGAUACUAUCAUGGGCCUGCAUCGUGUUUACAGUCGGAAUGUUCUCGACUGGACUGGUCGAUGUACAGGUGAUGCGAAACUCCAUGAGCACUGACCAUAUCCAGUUCCUGCCUUAUCUCACCACGUGUGUAAACAACCUGGGCUGGCUAUACUAUGGGACACUGAAGAGUGACCAUACACUUAUUGUGGUCAACCUGAUUGGAGCUAUCCUGAACCUUUUGUACAUCUUGACAUACUUGACAUACACAGAACAAAAGAGGCAGGUGGUGUCCCGAAUCGUAGGAGGAGCAGUGCUGGCUACCAGCACUUGGUUGUACAUCGCCAAGAUUCUUCCACCUGGCGACAUGCAGCUCAACCAGCUCGGCCUGAUCUGCAGCGUGGCCACCAUCAGCGUGUAUCUGUCACCACUCACCGACCUGGUGGCCAUCGUGCGUAGUGGGAACAUCCAGUGCCUGUCCUUCUCUUUGACAGUGGCCACCUUCUUUACAUCCAUGUCCUGGUUCUUGUACGGUCUACAGCUGAAUGACUACUACAUUUUGGUGCCAAACCUGCCGGGAAUCUUCACCAGCUCCAUCAGGUUUUAUUUGUUCUGGAAGUUUUCAAAUCAGUCAGGUUCCUACAAGUCCAUGCUGAUAUGAUGAUGUUCUCAUAGUGAAGCGAAACAAAGACUGAUUGUUGUUGUGUUACGAGCGGCAAGAGUGUCUUCGUUCCAUAAGGUUACAUGAAAAAGCACUUAGUUUACCAGGAUGUAUUCAGGGAUACAUUCAAUGAUUUGUUGUUCCUGUGGGAUGUGGGAAAACCUAUUCCCUUAAUGUGCCUUCUGUUGGGUACGAAGGAGUAUUAAGGCUACAGUGAAAAAAUUUGAAUUUGAAUAAAGUGGUACUAAUAAUCUAAUUGAAAAAUAAAGAUGCAUUAAGUAAAUUAUAACUAAAUUAUUAGAAUAAAGUUGUAAUUUCUAUAGAAAAAAGACGUAAUCUUAGUAGAAUACAGUUGUGUUACACGAGAAUACAGUAAUAUUACAAGAAUAAAUGCAUGCUUUUGUGAAAUUACAAGAACAAAGUUGUUUUAUUAUGAAAAUAAAGACGUAUUUUCUUGGGUAAAACAAAUUAGAUUCUUUUUCUUAAGUUUUUAGAAUCUGAAUAAAGUCGUAAUAACAGUCUAAUAUUAGAAAAAAUUAAGAUGCACUAAGUAAAUUAUAACUAAGGUAUUAGAGUAAAGUUGUAAUUUCUAUAGAAAAAGUUGUAUUCUUAGUAGAAUAAAGUUGUGUUACACGAGAAUACUGUAAUAUUACAAAAAUAAAUGCAUGUUUUUGUGAAAUUACAAGAACAAAUUUGUUCUAUUACGAAAAUUACGUAGAUGUAAAAGACGUAUUUUCUUGGGUAAAACAAAUUAGAAUCUUUUUUUAAAACUUUUUAGAAUCUGAAUAAAGUCGUAAUAAUAGUCCAAUAUUAGAAAAAUAAAGAGGCAUUAAACAAUUUUUUUUUAUUUAAACGGGGAUAGCAGAUCCAUUCUAUGUGUCAUACUUGAUCAUUUCGCGAUAUUGCCAUAUUUUGCUGAAAGGAUUUAGUAGAGAACAUCGACGAUAAAGUUCGCAACGUUUGGUCGCUGAUAAAAAAAAGCCUUGCCUGUACCGGAAGUAGCGUGACGUCAAAGGUUGAAAGGCUCCUCACAUUUCCCCAUUGUUUUCAAUGCAGCGAGAGCGAUUCGGACCGAGAAAGCGACGAUUACCCCAUUAAUUUGAGCCAGGAUGAAAGAUUUGUGGAUGAGGUACGUGAGAGUGAAGGACUAGAGUGCAGUGCAGGACGCAUCUUUUUUCGCUCUGACCGUAACUUAGGUAAAAGGGCUCAUUGGAUUCCACACUUUCUCCUUUUUCUAUUGUGGAUCACGGAUUUGUAUUUUAAACCACCUCGGAUACUAUAUCCUCUUGAAAAUGAGAGUCGAGAACGCGAAAUGGACAUUCACAGUGACUUUUAUCUCCACGACAAUACAUCGGCGAGCUAACGUGAUAGCAUCGGGCUUAACUGCAUAUAAAAACAAAAUAAAUAAGCCCCUGACUGGAAGGAUAGACAGAAAAUCAACAAUACUAUUAAACCAUGGACCUGUAAAUACACGGUUAAUGCUUUCCAGCCUGGCGAAGUUUAACAUAGCUGUUGCUAACGACGCCAUUGAAGCUAACUUAGCAACGGGACCUCACAGAGCUAUGCUAAAAACAUUAGCUAUCGGCCUACGCCAGCCAGCCCUCAUCUGCUCACCAACACCCGUGCUCACCUGCGUUCCAGCGAUCGACGGUGCGACAAGGACUUCACCCGAUCACCGAUGCAGUCGGCGGCUAGCGUCGGAUAGCGCGUCUGCUAUCCACCUCAAAGUCCUCCUGGUUGUGUUGCUGCAGCCAGCCGCUAAUACACCGAUCCCACCUACAACUUUCUUCUUUGCAGUCUCCAUUUUUCAUUAAACAAAUUGCAAAAGAUUCACCAACACAGAUGUCCAGAAUACUGUGGGAUUUUGAGAUGAAAACAGAGCUUUUUGUAUUGGAUUCAAUGGCGUCCGAAUACUUCCGUUUCAACGAUUGACGUCACGAGCAUACGUCAUCAUACAUAGUUUUCAACCGGAAGUUUAGCGGGAAAUUUAAAAUUGCACUUUAUAAGUUAACCCGGCCGUAUUGGCAUGUGUUGCAAUGUUAAGAUUUCAUCAUUGAUAUAUAAACUAUCAGACUGCGUGGUCGGUAGUAGUGGGUUUCAGUAGGCCUUUAAGUAAAUUAUAACUAAGGUAUUAGAAUAAAGUUGUGAUUUCUUUAGAAAAAAAGUCAUAAUAUUGGAAAAAUAAAGAGGCAUUAAGUAAAUUAUAACUAAAGUAUUAGAAUAAAGUUGUGAUUUCUUUAGAAAAAAAAGUCGUAAUCAUAGUAGAAUAAAGUUGUGUUACACAAGAAUACCGUAAUAUUACAAGAUUAAAUGCAUGUUUUUGUGAAAUUACAAGAACAAAGUGGUCCCAAGAUGAAAAAAAAGACGUAUUUUCUUCAGUAAAACUUGGUGAAUAUAUAAGGACAAAGUACAUUUUUUCCAGAAAAAGUCAUAAUCCUAUCAAUUGCGAUAUAACGGUAGUAGCAUAUGUUUGUGAAAUGUGGAUGUUUUACAAGUUUUUUUUGUUUUGUUUUGUUAGAAAAACCUAAAAGGGAACUUCACUUAUUUUUAAAAUGUUCCCUUUCCUUCACAACCUUUAUGUAAAACAAGAAAAAAUAUUUUUUUCUUCGUUUAUGCAUUGUUUAUGCAUCACAUGCAUAACGCGUUAAAUACACAUUAGCCAAAGUCAGCUAAAAAUGGAGCCAUCGGGAGUGAGUCGCUCAAUUUUGCCUAUAAAGCACUCUAAAAACCUCCAACAUUUUAUAUACAUGCUGUAAGUAUAUAUGUAAUGUAGUAACCGGCUCAUUCAUAAUAACAUGUAAUAUUGACGUAUUUUGCAUCAAAUCAUUCGCUAUUUCUUUCAACAACACUACUAAUCAUUGCAGACUUCAUGAGAGCCAACAACGAUUACUUUGGGAAAAAUUAUGACUGAGAAUGUUAUGUUUUUGAGCCUGCAUAUGCGGAGGAUGAGCUACAGGUUUUAGAAGCUUUGUGCAUAACAGAUCCAGCUUUAGUGAAACACUAAGCAUCAUGUAGCAGUAUUGCUAAGUGCUAAACAAGAAAUAAAAACUACGGACAUAAUAAAAUGAUCACUUACUGUACAAUCUCUGCUCUCACCGGGAUGCCAACUGAUGGGAUAUUUAUAUCUUGCCGUUUAGAUGAAGAAUUAAUCAUAACCCUCACACAGGUAAAAAACAAGUGAGUGUCUUUUUGUGUCUUUCUCGCCAUUACAGAGUACAAGCUAAAUGUCAAAGUUGACCAACUUCUCGGUUUAUGGCCACAACCUUUUCUCGAAUUAACUUUCAUCAGAGGCGAUUCAGCAGCCACAACUCAGUUGAAUACUGUAGCUGCAUAAGCUAGUUAGCUCACUGUGAUAAUGGCCGAGCUCAAAAUAGUUCCUUAACGUUAGCGCUUAUAAUAAUAAUAUCGCUAAUACUUUGUAAUAUUGAAAUCACGACAUGUAAAUCGAGUAUUGUUGGCAAUUUUUAAGUGUUUUUAAGAGAGCUUUAUGGGUGGAAUAGUGUACUCCCAUUAGCUGCAUUGUUAGCCACUUCUUACUUGCCGUAUUUUGCGACUUAGAAUGCAUUAAAAAAAAAAAACAUAUUUGUUUUUGUCUUACUUAGGGAUUGUGAAUUAAAUUAUGAUUUUGAUCAAUAUCGUGAAGCUAAAGUGUAACGUGACAAACGCCUCUACUGUACUCAUCUCAACUCAAUUACACAAUCAUGAUCGCAAGGAAUUACACAUUCAUUCUCACAUUAGUUCUCAUGUUACGACGUCAAAUUUGUGAGAACUUUAUUCCUGCCAAGAUACUACUUUAUCCUCAUCCUAUUAUGUAUUAUUUUUUUCCACUGUGGCCCUAAUGUUCCUUUAUUGGGUUGUUCUUGUCAUUUUAAAAGUGGCAUUUUGGGACUAAUCCACAAUUACAAUCGCAUUUAAUCCAUUAAAUUGGACUAAAUUAUUGUACACAUUCCAAAGAUUGUGUAGAGUUUCCGAGGCUGCUGUUUUUAAUAUUCGGGUAUCUGUGUUUAUUCCCUGUUGUCUUUUCUAUGGGAAAAAUAAUUUUAUACUAUCAAUGCUCAUCAGUGGCUUAUAUAGCUAUAUUUGUGAAGGAUCGUUUUUGAUACUUGUUACGGUUUUCUUAUGCAGACUGUUUACAUUAGCUAAAUGCUAUUUUUGCAAAUGGACGUAAGAAUGAAUGGUUUGUCAAUAAAGGAUAAAGAAAAGA
Entelurus aequoreus (snake pipefish) is the source of this 5030-nucleotide messenger RNA. RefSeq names its product solute carrier family 50 member 1 (gene slc50a1). Lineage: Eukaryota; Metazoa; Chordata; Actinopteri; Syngnathiformes; Syngnathidae. Gene Ontology annotation, cellular component: membrane. Gene Ontology annotation, molecular function: sugar transmembrane transporter activity. Bases 176 to 826 code for a protein of 216 amino acids. The record is from RefSeq and is a predicted model, not a curated record. The transcript has 6 exons. Gene Ontology annotation, biological process: carbohydrate transport.